AUGACGGAAAUUAACGUCGUACUUCGGCUGCUCAACGAAUACCUUCCAGCCUAUAAUUCUGACUCCGUGCUCAAAACCUCCCGCGGCCACAUUCGUGAACGUCUGGUCACGCUCUUCUCGGACUCGGAGAACUUUCGCCUUAAGACAGCAGAGUCUCGACAGGCUGAAGGUAAAACUGUGCAUUACGAGUAG
This is a messenger RNA of Dibothriocephalus latus, 192 nucleotides long. NCBI's taxonomy places the organism in Eukaryota, Metazoa, Platyhelminthes, Cestoda, Diphyllobothriidea, Diphyllobothriidae. The record is from the annotation of a GenBank genome assembly.